Molecule: messenger RNA, 2877 nt
Organism: Cynoglossus semilaevis (tongue sole)
Lineage: Eukaryota; Metazoa; Chordata; Actinopteri; Pleuronectiformes; Cynoglossidae
Gene: ahrra
Product: aryl-hydrocarbon receptor repressor a
Exons: 10
Coding region: 406-2490 (694 amino acids)
Biological process (GO): response to xenobiotic stimulus; xenobiotic metabolic process; regulation of transcription by RNA polymerase II
Cellular component (GO): aryl hydrocarbon receptor complex; nucleus
Molecular function (GO): protein dimerization activity; transcription cis-regulatory region binding; nuclear receptor activity
Source: RefSeq, a predicted model, not a curated record
UGUCGCGCUCCCUCUCCCUCUGUGUUUGUGAGGCAGAGAGUUGCGUGCGAAGAGCUCGACAUGUCAUUCAGAGGAAUCCGCCACCUGAAACGCAAGGAAGUGAAGGCGACUCAAUUGGGUAUAAAGCAUCAGCCAACAUCUGCCCUGAGCAGAGAGCAGCUGAUGAAAACAUCAGCUCGGGAAGCACACAGGGAUCCUCUGCGCUUUAUUUUGUAUAUUUCCAUUGGAUUUAUCAUUUGGCAUCUCUAACGAACCCUGGGAGACGUAUCUCUUGUUUUUUUUUUUUUCUUCUUUCUUUCUUCUUUUUGUUCUUAAAGUGAAUGUGGCUGUGCAGCCAUUGACACUAUACUGGAAUUAACUAACAGUCCCAGAGAUAUUCGCGCACCUGUUACCUCCACGGAGCGCAUGACCAUGAUCCCUCCGGGUGACUGCAUGUAUGCGGGGAGGAAGAGGAGGAAGCCCAUCCAAAAACAGAAGCCGUCCACUACCAGUGAGAAGACAAACCCGUCUAAGAGGCACCGGAGGCAGAAUGCGGGGCGGGCCCGGCUGGCCAGCCUGCUGCCAUUCUCCCCUGAUGUCAUCUCCAAGCUGGACAAGCUGUCGGUGCUUCGCCUCGCAGUUUCCUACCUCCGCGUCAAAAGUUUCUUCCAAGCAAGCCAUGAAAAGACUCCCCGGAAACACGUCAUCAACUCGGCGCCCUCCAACCCCGAACCCAGGAAAGAGAGCGCUGCGCUGGGCACCGCCGUCAAUGAGAGCAGCCUCCUCCUGGAAUCCCUGACAGGCUUCGCCCUGGUGGUGAGCAGCGAUGGAAUGGUCUUCUACGCCUCCUCCACCAUCGUGGAUUAUCUGGGUUUUCAUCAGACUGACGUGAUGCACCAGAACGUGUUCGACUACAUCCACAUCGACGACCGUCAGGAGUUCAGACGCCAGCUUCACUGGGCCAUGUGUCCUCCCCAGCACCAGGGGGCGGCGGCGCACCAGGAUAACCAGCUACCUGCAGGGAAUGGAGAGGACUUCGUCGUCAGCAGCCAGUUUCACUCCAUGGAGGUGGGCGGAGUUCCUUCAGAGCUCUCCUGCUUUCUGAACCGAUGCUUCAUAGCCAGAGUACGGUGCCUCUUGGACAGCACCUCUGGGUUCUUGACGAUGCAGUUCCAGGGUCGACUGAAGUUCCUCCACGGUCAGAAGAAGAAGACAGCGUCCGGGGCUUUGCUGCCCCCUCAGCUAGCUCUGUUCUGCAUAGCUGUGCCGCUCCUGCUGCCCUCCAUCACGGAGAUGAAAAUGAAGAACAUGUUAAUGCGGGGAAAGAGCAAGAGUGCGGGAGGAGGCCUCAUCUCCGCAAUGGAGCAUGGUGAGCGAGGGGAACACCUCCGGAGGCACUCUUUCAGUGGAGGAAUGGGGGACGUUGCAGAUCCUCUCCACCUUUCGUGUCCGACUCCUGGCAACACCCAGCGGGGUCAUCAAACUCCCUGGACUCCGCUCUCCAAAGACAACCUCAAGUACCGCCCCGAUGGUUACUACAACCAAGAAGAGCCGCUCAACUACUGCAAAUCCUCCGUGGCUCCCCAGAAAGGUCUCGGCCCAGGGGUCGGAGCCGGCUGGCCUCUGCGCCCAAGCCCAGGUCCGCUGAGAGGCGGCCAGGGCGUCGGGUAUUUUCCCCCUAACCGCUUAAACAAGGCGGGUCAGUACGGGAAGCCGUACCGCCUGUCGCCAGGCUGUCACGGCGGCAGAGGCGCCGAGGUGUUCGUGUCUAAGCUGUACGGGAACGUCCAGAUCCCCGCGGACCCCGACAACUACUGCGUGGACCUGGUGAAAAACGAGAACGGCUACGGCGAGUGCUACGAUGGGCAUCUGAUGUCGGAGAUGCCCCCGAUCAAGGUGGAGCACGACUCGGACUCGGAGAACGGCUGCGACGCCUACGGGCGACCCUGGAAUUGCCGCGACCCGGACGCCGUGGACCGGCGCUACGGCCACGAGAUGUACGACCACACCUCGGGCGUGCAACUCAAAGCCGAGGCCGAUUUCUACGACCCGCAGUACUCGCCCUGUCAGCGCGCCAAAGCGGGCAUCAGUCCGCCGUACAACAACGGCACCUAUCACAACUACGCGGUGAACAACGGCGGCAAUCACGUCGCGCGUCCGCCGAAGUGCGACAAGGACUUAGGGAACAACGACAACGACCAGUUCAGCCCCCAGAGACUCUCGCACUCGGACUCUCUGUGCGGCAACCAGUCCGUCAACCUCAUGGACACCAACGUCUACGCGCAGGACCAUCACAAGGCCUACAUGCACCCCGACUACAGCAAACACGGCACUUACGAGUUCAAAGGUCACGGCCUGAUCCACUCCAUCAAGAGGGAGCCCAUGGACUCCCCGCCGUGGUCCGAGGGCGGCCAUGACAUGAACCAGUCCAUGAUGGUUGGUCCGCGGAACAUUAUCCCAUGCGUCAUGAACGCAGCGCACAAGUCCACACCUUAUAUUUAUAUGCCGUGAAAGGUGAACGGAAGGUCAGCCGAACAUUCAAACCCAAAACCGCACACAGAGGCGCGCGAGAACGUCACGUGUGUCUCUUUCAACAUCUUGUAAUCCGUCGAUUCUCAUCCAUCGGAUGCCACCAGCGUUACGAAAACAAUCUUUUUUUUUUGGGGGGGCGAGGAUUUCCAGGACGUCUACAAACCUCCUCAGUUUGAUGAAGAGGUGACAAACAACGCUCAGGAUCUUGUAUUAGUGUUGUGACAAUCAGAAUCAAUCGACAAAUGAAAUCCACUUUAUGGAGAAGAAGAAAAAAAAAAAAAGACGUUUUUAAAGAAUAUGUUUUGUAGAUGGUUCCGAGCACUUUUGGAUUUAGUGACAACGAGACAGAUUUUGUCUAGAAAAAAC